This is a messenger RNA of Ipomoea triloba (trilobed morning glory), 1776 nucleotides long. RefSeq names its product trimethyltridecatetraene synthase-like. The transcript has 3 exons. The record is from RefSeq and is a predicted model, not a curated record. NCBI's taxonomy places the organism in Eukaryota, Viridiplantae, Streptophyta, Magnoliopsida, Solanales, Convolvulaceae. Gene Ontology annotation, molecular function: oxidoreductase activity, acting on paired donors, with incorporation or reduction of molecular oxygen; heme binding; monooxygenase activity. Bases 50 to 1594 code for a protein of 514 amino acids.
AAAACAUCAUCAUCUCAUCUGCUCCCACUAAACAAAUUGCUUUGAUUCCAUGGAGGCCCCAACUUGGAUUGCCUAUGCAGCAGCCUGGCUAUCCACCAUUGCACUUAUCCUCCUUGCCAAACAUCUCCGCCGGAGAAAGCUUCAUCUACCGCCCGGUCCUAAGCCAUGGCCGAUCAUCGGAAACUUGAACCUCAUCGGCUCCCUCCCUCACCGUUCCAUCCACGAUUUGUCGCAGAAAUACGGCCCCAUCAUGCAGCUCCAGUUCGGGUCCUUCCCCGUGGUCGUCGGAUCCUCCGUUGAAAUGGCCAAGAUUUUCCUCAAAACCAUGGACAUCAACUUCGUCGGCAGACCCAAAACUGCCGCCGGGAAGUACACAACGUAUAAUUAUUCCGAUAUUACUUGGUCCCCAUACGGCCCGUACUGGCGCCAGGCGCGGCGAAUGUGCAUCAUGGAGCUUUUCAGCGCCAAGCGCCUCGAUUCUUACGAGUAUAUCCGAUCCCAGGAAUUGAAAUCUAUCCUCGCCCAACUCUACAACGUAUCCUCUGCUAGGCAACCCAUUCUUUUGAAGGACUAUUUGUCCACCCUGAGCUUGAACGUGAUCAGCCGGAUGGUGCUCGGAAAGAGUUACCUGAAUGAGUCGGAGGGAGCGAUUGUGAGCCCCAAUGAGUUCAAGAAGAUGUUAGACGAGCUGUUCUUGCUCAACGGGGUGUUGAACAUCGGGGAUUCGAUCCCCUGGAUCGAUUUCUUGGACCUGCAAGGGUACAUUAAGAGGAUGAAGGCAUUGAGCAAGAAGUUCGAUAGGUUUUUGGAGCAUGUUGUUGAUGAGCAUAAUGGUAGGAGAGUGGCAGAGGGGGAUGGUUUUGUUGCUAAGGAUAUGGUGGAUCUUCUGCUCCAAUUGGCUGAUGAUCCUAGCCUUGAAGUCAAGCUUGAGAGGCAUGGAGUAAAGGGUUUCACCCAGGACCUGCUGGCUGGUGGAACAGAGAGCUCUGCAGUGACAGUGGAAUGGGCAAUUUCUGAGCUCCUAAAGAAGCCAGAGAUAUUCAAGAAGGCAACAGAUGAACUAGACCGUGUGAUCGGUCAGAAGAGAUGGGUAGAAGAGAAGGACAUGCCAAAUCUUCCAUACAUACAGGCAAUAGUUAAAGAGACAAUGAGAUUGCACCCUGUGGCUCCGAUGCUUGUGCCACGCCAAUGCCGCGAGGACUGCAAGGUCGCGGGCUACGACAUUCCAGAAGGCACCCGAAUCCUAGUGAGCGUUUGGACCAUUGGAAGAGACCCGACGCUCUGGGACAAUCCAAAUGAGUUUAUACCCGAUAGGUUCAUUGGGAAAGAUAUUGAUGUUAAAGGGUGUGAUUAUGAGCUCUUGCCUUUCGGUGCUGGAAGAAGAAUGUGCCCAGGUUAUAGUCUCGGGCUGAAGGUCAUUCAGGCUAGUUUGGCUAACCUCUUACAGGGAUUCAAUUGGAGAUUGCCGAAUGAUGUGACUCCGGAAAAGCUCAACAUGGAAGAGAUCUUUGGACUUUCUACACCUAAGAAAAUCCCACUUGCCGUUGCAAUCGAGCCAAGGCUUCCAAUGCACGUGUACACCGGCUCACUUUGAUUUAUUUAAGAGUUGUGUUACUUUAUUUUCUAUAAGCGCAGUUGAAAUGUAAGGUGUGUAAUGGUUUAUGUUAGUAAAGAAUAACAACUAAGUAUCUGGAUAACCAACUUGAUUGUGGCGAGUUAAAAGAAAGGUCGGGAGUUAAAAAUUCUCUCUUAUAUGAAAAAAUUAAUAUGGAUCAA